Colletotrichum abscissum is the source of this 696-nucleotide messenger RNA. RefSeq lists its product as uncharacterized. The transcript has a single exon. NCBI's taxonomy places the organism in Eukaryota, Fungi, Ascomycota, Sordariomycetes, Glomerellales, Glomerellaceae. Gene Ontology annotation, biological process: mycotoxin biosynthetic process. The record is from RefSeq and is a predicted model, not a curated record. The coding region runs from base 1 to 696 and encodes 231 amino acids.
AUGUCUUCAACCCCCGAAUAUCAGCCUUUUCUCAAAUACUCGGACGACCCGACGACGGAAGAGCCUACAUCACCAAGUCGGCCAUCAACCCGUCGGAACGCGCUUUUCUCUCACAUACUUGUACUCAUAGGCACCUCGCUAGUAUGGGUACUGAUUUUCUUUCUGUUCUUUCCGACACCAGCCGCGACGACCGCGUCCCAUGACGCUGCACUUUCCCAACCAUCAGCUUCGUAUAACUCUGGCCAGCGACACAACAUAACCACUGGCAGAAAAAGAAUCUCUUGCGGCAACACGACAAAAGAGGCAAGGGCCAAAGGCUGUAAAUACGAUGUCCUGUUGAAUCACUGGGUCCCAGCUCAGUGCUUUGACAAGGACUCGGUCGACGAAUAUCAAGAAGAUGCUAGCUGGGGUGCGUUCGCGGAUAAGAAUAUGACGCAGCAGUUGACCAUCGAUGAGAUGUCAGAAAGAGACUUUUACUGGACGUCAAUUCGGGAUCAUAUCAACCACUGCGCUAUCAUGUGGCGGCGCCAAUUUUACGCCCUUUACGACGAGCGGGCUGCAAUUGACACCAUUGUCACUAGCCCUGGGCACACUGAACACUGCUCACAGUAUCUCAUGGAUGCCGUGGAUUCGAAAUGGAAGGAACCGACGAAGACAAUGAGAGGGUUCGCGGGUUGCUGGGUACGCGAAACAUAG